AUGUUUGACACCCUGCCAAGCGAAAUUCUCUAUCAUAUCGCUGAUUUUUUACCACCCAACAGUGUAUGCGCCGUGGGCCGGGUGUCCCGCCGGCUUCAUGCCAUAUUUACUCCGAUCGUUUACCAAUCCAUCACACUCCGUGCUACGAACGAAUGGGCGCUCAAUGUGCUCGACGUCAACUCUUUUUUCCUCCACCAUGACUAUGGCAGGGCGCAGGACUGCUUGAGACACACCAGGUAUCUUUGCAUCCAAGCACCGAUUCAAUUGGUCCGUUUCAGUCGGUGCGCUUACUACAGUAUCUUCCGGAUGACUGGGAUGGACGGGUGCUCGCCUGAUGCCAUGAGCGAGGUAGUCGCUCACAAGCAAUUCUUGAGGGACCUGGAGCUCCAAGUCUCGCAGAUAUUCUCAUGCCUUAAUCCGCAUAGCCUUCGUACCUUCGAAUGGAAACUCGGCACAUGUGUUCCCACCAGUAUCUUUGGGGCCGACGGAUAUCUUGCUCGAUACCAGCCACAUAUCGAACACUUGAACCUUCUUACGGAUGGCACCUGUUUCCACGCCCGGCACGGUCUUGGAGGGCUGUCGCAGCUCCGAACCGUGAAAGAUCUGAAGUGGGAUGGUAUCCAGCAUCGAGAAGAGGUAGAAUCACUGCGAGGGUGUCUUCGAUGUAAUCAUUCGCAUCUUGAAAGCCUCUCCGUUGGGUUUACCCCAUCUGCAUUUGCCAACUCCCUAUCUUGGAACCAUCUUGUCGGGCUAGGGCCGGGCGAUGGAGUCUGCCGCACGCCGACGUCAAUGACGUUCCCCGGCCUGACUCAAUUAUCUUUAUCACAAAUCACACUACCGUCGCAUUUUCCAUCUGAUGAAUGUUUCACAUUCCACACGCUACGCUCCUUGAGUUUGCGCCACUGCCCUAACCAGCUUCGCUUACUUCAUUUGCUAUCAAAGGAGCCAGACAAAAUACAGCUCGACUCGUUGGAGAGUUGUUUUGAUUUUUUGCAAGACGAUCACCGACAUGCCAAUGCGAUUAGUCAAUUUCUUCUUUCCUUUAAUGGGCUCCGCAAUCUUUACUUGCAUAUGUCAAAUUUCCCGCCUCUGGGUUCAGACUUCGUGGAAGGGAUCCGUGCGCAUCGAGCCACUCUGAAAUGGCUUGUGUACCAUGAGCGACAACUGGCGCCACUAGAUGACAGUGGACUAUUUGAGGAGGAUCGCGAUGUUAGCCCGAACUGGGUCGGCGAACUUGAUCACGCGAUUGAUCAGCGCCAAGUUACCUUCCUGGCACUAUCUAUAUGUCCGAGAGCUGCCCGAACAUGUCUCGAGCCAGCCCGAGAACACUCCCAGCUUCAACUCUUGCAUCUACGGUUUAGCGGACCUGAGAGAUUGCAUCUUAACCUCGCUCAGGAAAUCAGAGCACUCCUCUUGGAAAUACAGCGGGCAAAUUCCGUUGGGGUUUGUGCGCCCGGCAGUUACUUCCAGGGCGACAACCUCGAUACCCACGAUCCAUCUCGCUCAACCCACAUAGCUUCCCUUCAGAGCAGCGCACUCCCGCACUUGGCCGAGGCAAAGGCAUUCCUAUCAUUUGCAACCUGGGCAUUCAGUCCGCAAGGAAUACCGUCCUUGAAGGCGCUGGCAUUCGGAGACUUCUCCCAUGAAGAUCGCUACGAAGCCCAACGCUUCUUGAUUCGGCGUCGAGAUCCGUCGAAGGAAUCUCAAGCAACCAGUGAGUAUCCCGAUUUUGUACCGUUCGAAGUAGCGGAUCUGGAUACCUGGGAAGGCUUCCUGGGUGACGGCGCCCGUUUCCUUGCUGCAUGCCCGGGUGGUGGUUUGAUGGAGUCGCCUUACGAUUUUUGA
Messenger RNA from Penicillium diatomitis, 1845 nucleotides. Its product is annotated as F-box protein. NCBI's taxonomy places the organism in Eukaryota, Fungi, Ascomycota, Eurotiomycetes, Eurotiales, Aspergillaceae. The coding region runs from base 1 to 1845 and encodes 614 amino acids. The transcript has 4 exons. Gene Ontology annotation, molecular function: protein binding. The record is from RefSeq and is a predicted model, not a curated record.